This is a messenger RNA of Paramuricea clavata, 1333 nucleotides long. The record is from the annotation of a GenBank genome assembly. Lineage: Eukaryota; Metazoa; Cnidaria; Anthozoa; Malacalcyonacea; Plexauridae.
AUGUCUUCAAAGUCUUCUGAUUCGGAUCGUCCCUCUGUUUCUGACGAUGAUUCGGAAUUUAACUACAUACCGGGAAAUUAUUCUCUCAUUGAAUCUGAGAUUAUGGAAGCUUCUGACAGUGAGAAUGGCGAAGGUGAUAAGGAUCAACACACAAGCUGUGUUGAUGUUGAACCGUAUUCAAGCGAACCUGUGGCGGACGAAGAAUGGAUAGCAGAAUACAGGCUACGACAAGCGGAGAAAGAACAAAGGCUGGCAAGUUUGAAAGAUCGGCUAGUGGGGAAAGAGAGCCUUAGUAAUUGGUACGCGAGUUAAUAUAUAUGAAGUUGUUUUAUAUUAAUUUUUAUGACAAUUUGUGAACACAUGAAUAACACAAUCACACAGCUCAGCUACAAUUUUUAUCGAAUUAAACUAAAUGUCUUUAUUAUAUUGUUUUUAGGUGCUCUUGUGGUAAUUGCAACAUUACAUUUCUUCAAAAUGCAAACGAGUGCUGCUGUUGUCAGGACAUGGAGAAAUGUGUAGAGGCAUUAUCAGAUGAAUGGGUGCUUCAAGACUUGGAAACUGCUCCAAAAUCGUAUUCUAGACGCUCUUGUGGUAAUUGUUCUAUUACAUUCCUCCAAAAUGCAAACGAGUGCUCCUGUUGUAAAGACAUGGAGAAAUGUGUAGAGUCAUUGUCAGAUGAAUGGAUACCUCAAGACAUGGAAACUGCUCCAAAAUGCAUUACAUUACAUCCAGCAUUUAAUACUGUAUGCCUUGAUAGAUGGUCAUUGCGGUUGGCAUCUGGAAAGUUCAGAACCAUUGAUAAAAGGAGUUAUCAGCAAACUGGUUCAGAUGAGGCGUAAGUCAAUGGAAAACACCUUUUGAUAAUGAUGUACAAGCCCCUCCUUGGCCCAGUAAUCCCUCUUUGUCAUGAAUUGUCAGUAAAUAGCUAUUCUUCUGAACAGGUCAUUCUGAACGACCUAAUCAUGAGGGUGAGGCUCUUGGGCAUAUUUAGAGUAUUUUGGGAUUUUUAGCCCUGACAAAAAGCCAAGUAAUAUCUACUGUACCAGUGUACCACAGAUGAACAUACCUGGUUUAUCCCACUCACUGCAUUUAUAUGGUUAAUAUAUACACACAUAUAAGCAUUGACUUGUAAAUUUAAUACUUAACUUAAACAUUGAAUAGGUUCAUGAGAAAUGUGGCAUAUCGUGAAUUUAUACACCUGGUGUAUGACCGUGUUGGUAAAAACAGGAUUCCACUUCCAGCAUGCGCUUAUCAUGCAAUAAGAAGCAAAUUCCAACCAAAAGAAAAGGGUGAACAUUUUAUUGGUUUUCAAGAUGAAGAGAUGGAUGACUGA